Molecule: messenger RNA, 897 nt
Organism: Trichoderma gamsii
Lineage: Eukaryota; Fungi; Ascomycota; Sordariomycetes; Hypocreales; Hypocreaceae
Product: alcohol dehydrogenase
Exons: 5
Coding region: 1-897 (298 amino acids)
Cellular component (GO): cytosol
Molecular function (GO): aldose reductase (NADPH) activity
Source: RefSeq, a predicted model, not a curated record
AUGGUUACGACUUCGUUCAAACUCAACAAUGGCCUGCAGAUGCCGGCUGUUGGUCUCGGCACAUGGCAAUCCCAAGCUGGUGAGGUCAAGACUGCCGUUUCCUACGCGCUGCAGAACGGCUACAAGCUCAUCGACGGCGCCUACUGCUACGGCAACGAGGACGAGGUUGGCGAGGGCCUCAAGGAGGCUUUCGCGGCGGGAGUCAAGCGCGAGGACGUCUUUGUCGUGACGAAAGUGUGGGCGACUUACAACACUCGCGUUGCGGAGGCGCUGGACAAGAGCUUGAAGAGCCUGGGGCUGGAAACAGGCAACCACGAUAAGUUCCCUACUCUACCGGGCGGCAAGCGAGAUGUGAUCCACGACUACAACCACGUCGACGGCUGGAAGCAAAUGGAGGCCGCUCUCGCGUCUGGCAAGACCAAGUCUAUCGGCGUUAGCAACUACAGCAAGCGAUAUCUCGAGCAGCUCCUCCCCAACGCCACCGUAGUCCCCGCCGUCAACCAGAUUGAGAACCACCCCAGCCUCCCCCAGCAGGAGAUUGUCGACUUUUGCAAAGAAAAGGGCAUCCACGUCAUGGCAUACAGUCCUCUGGGCAGCACGGGCAGCCCUCUCAUGACCGCAGAGCCGGUGGUCAAGAUUUCCGAGAAGAAGGGCGUUUCCGCAGGAACAGUCUUGCUAAGCUACCACGUCAACCGUGGCAGCACAGUUCUCGCAAAGUCUGUUACGCCAUCGCGCAUCAAGUCCAACUUGGAGAUUGUCACUCUCGACGACGAGGACAUGAAGCUGUUGAACGACUAUUCAGACGACCUGACCAAGAAGGGCGAGCUGAAGCGCUACGUCUACCCGCCGUUUGGCGUUGACUUUGGCUUCCCCGAUAAAUCACAAAGUAGAGCAUAG